AUGCCGGCACCCUCCACAUCGGUCGACGUUUGCAUGUAUGAUGGUUUUGGUCUCAACAGCGGUCUUACAAUUAAGGAUGGUAAUGGGGCCCUAUUGGUGAACGGUGAAGCCUUCGCAUGGCGGCCAUGGGAGGCAAAGGAAUCCAUGGAGCUUGUGAAUGGCAAGGGCCAGUUCGAGCUCCCCAGGGAGGCUUUCGGGGUAUUUGAUAUAUUGUGGCCAAGACCGGAUUUACUUAUCAUUGGUGUCGGAAAGCACAACUUGCCGCUCAGUCCAGAAACGAAGAAGCACAUUGCCGAGCUAGGGUUGAGGGUGGAGGUUUUGGACACAAGAAACGCAGCUGCACAGUUCAACCUCCUUGCUACCGAACGCGGCAUCUCUGAGGUUGCGGCUGCCCUGAUACCCUUGGGGUGGAAGGAGGGUGUAGGAGCCGAGGCAUGA
This is a messenger RNA of Metarhizium album ARSEF 1941, 438 nucleotides long. RefSeq names its product NADH dehydrogenase [ubiquinone] 1 alpha subcomplex assembly factor 3. The transcript is spliced from 2 exons. Lineage: Eukaryota; Fungi; Ascomycota; Sordariomycetes; Hypocreales; Clavicipitaceae. The coding region runs from base 1 to 438 and encodes 145 amino acids. Gene Ontology annotation, cellular component: mitochondrial inner membrane. Gene Ontology annotation, biological process: mitochondrial respiratory chain complex I assembly. The record is from RefSeq and is a predicted model, not a curated record.